Messenger RNA from Protomyces lactucae-debilis, 1608 nucleotides. Its product is annotated as ferric reductase NAD binding domain-containing protein. The record is from RefSeq and is a predicted model, not a curated record. Bases 1 to 1608 code for a protein of 535 amino acids. Gene Ontology annotation, cellular component: NADPH oxidase complex; plasma membrane. Gene Ontology annotation, molecular function: superoxide-generating NAD(P)H oxidase activity. The transcript has 3 exons. NCBI's taxonomy places the organism in Eukaryota, Fungi, Ascomycota, Taphrinomycetes, Taphrinales, Protomycetaceae. Gene Ontology annotation, biological process: superoxide anion generation; defense response.
AUGUCCAUCAGCCAACGGAUUGACCGUUGGAUGAUCAAUGAGGGGGCGAACCGCUUCUUCGUGGCCUUCUUCAUCCUCGUACACAUCCUCGUCUUUGGAUUCAGUACCGCCAAGUUCUUGUUGAAGGAUGACCAAAAAGCAGCGCGUACUUCCAUGGGGUUGACAUAUCCAAUUGCCAGGGCCUCGGCGAACGUGCUUCUCUUCGAUGUGGCGUGCAUCCUGUUGCCCAUGUGUCGCAACCUGGUUUCAUUGUUGCGCAACACACCGGUCGGGUCUAUCCUGCCGCUGGACAAGAACGUCACGUUCCACAAGAUUGUAGGCUGGUCCAUCGUCCUAUUCUCUUGGAUACACACAAUUGCUCACUGGGUCAACUUUGCGAGACUUUCAAAUGCUCAAGGUCUGGGUGUCAAGGGCUGGGCCCUACUCAAUUUUACCACAGGUCCAGGUGUAUUGGGAAAUUUGAUGCUCAUUGUGCUGAUGGCCAUGGCCUACACUGCGCUCGAAAAGCAUCGACGUGCAAAUUUUGAGAGGUUCUGGUAUACCCAUCACCUUUUUACAGUCUUCUUCCUGCUGUGGUCUUUUCACGGUUCGUACUGCAUGAUCACCCCUGAUCGAGCACCAUUCUGCAAGCAAAGCAGCUCUUUUUGGAAGUUUUUCCUUGCUGGCGGUACAGUCUACCUUGCAGAGAGGAUCUUGCGUGAGUAUCGAGCGACACGAGGCACAUUCAUCUCAAAGGUGAUUGCUCAUCCGUCGCGCGUUUGCGAGAUCCAAGUCAAGAAUGCUGGGUGCAAUGCAAAGGCUGGGCAAUACAUCUUUCUUUGCUGUCCCGAAGUAUCGAUUCAUCAGUAUCAUCCCUUCACAUUGACGUCAAGCCCUGAAGAGGACUACUUGUCAGUCCACAUCCGUUGUGUCGGCGACUUUACUUCUGCUUUGGCUCGCACGCUUGGUUGUGACUUUGGCGAAUCGGAAGGGCCAAAUGACAAGAGCAAAGCAAGACAGACUAGAAUCGUGGCAAGUAAUGAGGAUGCCAGACGACGAAUCUUGCCCAAAGUGGUCAUCGACGGACCAUUCGGCAGUGCAAGUGAAGAUGUCUUCAAGUUUGAGACAGUCAUGCUUGUUGGUGCAGGCAUUGGCGUGACUCCAUUUGCUUCCAUCUUGAAGUCCAUCUGGUAUCGCGUCAACUAUCCCAAGGAGAAGACUAGACUGUCAAAAGUCUACUUCUACUGGGUAUGUCGAGACUUUGAGAGCUUCGAGUGGUUCCAGUCGCUGUUGCUGGCGAUUGAAGAGCAGGACAUUGGGCAUCUGAUUGAGAUUCACGCGUACCUGACAGCCACGAUUCGACCUGACGAUGCCGAGAACUUGUAUUUGCAAUCAACUAACGGCUCGGAAGUGGAUGCCAUCACUGGUUUGCGCUCCAUGGUCAACUAUGGACGUCCGCCGUGGGAUGACAUUUACAAGUCGUUGGCCAAGAUUCAUCCUGCAACGGAUGUCGGCGUCUUCUUCUGUGGACCAAAGCCACUUGGGCAUACCCUGCACCUGAAAUGCAACGAGUACAGCACGACUGGACCCGACGGGACUCGCUUCAUCUUCUGCAAGGAAAACUUUUGA